This is a messenger RNA of Doryrhamphus excisus (bluestripe pipefish), 5353 nucleotides long. The record is from RefSeq and is a predicted model, not a curated record. Lineage: Eukaryota; Metazoa; Chordata; Actinopteri; Syngnathiformes; Syngnathidae.
UCCCUCUCCUCCAGUUGUAUUUGUACACUUGUACUAGGCGGCAGACCCACAAGUGGAGAAGAGCAGGAACCACAGAGGAAACUGUUGUGGGAGCGUAGCGGACCCGAUGAGCGAGUGGACGUUGUUUGUGCGGCUCUUGGUGGGGUUUCUCCUCAGCGCCACAGGUGCUUGCUGCCCCAUCGAGCUGAGCCCGCCCAGCGUUGUGGUGAAAUAUGGAGACCCCGUCUCGGUCAACUGCAGCACGUCAGAUAACUCGUACAAUGGCAUGGGCUGGGAGGCUCCGCUGGGGGGGAUGGGCCUGCAACUAACCCACCAUUUGACCUGGAGCGUGGAUGCGCUGACUACGUGGAGAAUCUCGCCUCUCUGCUUCCUCAACCCAUCCCCGGGAAGUUCCAGCCAGCAAUGCUCCGAGAAGCUAGAAGUUGUUGUUUACACAUUCCCAGAAAGUAUCAAUAUCACACAUAACGGUAAUACAGUCAAGAGUGUUACCGUCGAGAAAGAAGACCACCUCAAUUUGGAGUGUGUCAUCGGCAACAUAGCACCCAUUGACAAAGUCACUGUGAGGUGGUACAGCGGAGAAACCGUCGUCAAUAGUCAUCACAAAGAGUCAUCUUCUAAGCCACCUGUUGAUCUGAUCUCUCAUUUCGAUGACCUGUCGUUAAUGAAAGCGCCCAUGCGAUGUGAGGCGCUGCUGGACCUGAGACCAGACGGACCGGUACUCAGUGUAUUUUCACCAGCGUUGAAUGUCUCUGUUCUUUAUGGACCAAUCUUUGAAUGCAGUGAUGAGAAGUGGUUGGAUGAGGAUUCUUUACAGACAUUAGAGGAUAUCUGCCCCGUGACGGGCAAUCCCACACCCGUAGUCAGAUGGCUGAAAGAUGGGAUACCCAUAAACCACUCUGUUCCUGUGACGCGGGAAUUUACAGGAAACUUCACCAUCCAAGCAGAAGGCGCUAAGAGUGUCAACAAAACUCUUUACCUUUUUGUGAACUAUGCGGAUGUACAGCUGCUGUGUGCAGACACCUUCACUGUCAUGGAACACACUCCUUUCAAGGAAGCCAUCUUCUGCUUUGUGCAAGGCUUUCCCGAACCUCAGGUCACCUGGUACAAAGACGGAGAUGAGGUGGAGUUUCCGGAGAUCCUGACAAGAUAUGACGCGGGGCAGUACGUAUUCAUCGCCUCCAACAAGUACUCCAGCGCCAACGCCACAGUGGAGCUGGUCAUACAAUACAAGCCUUCACCAAUAGAGGAGCUGGUGGACAUUGUGGCCGAGCUGGGAUCUGACGCGUGGCUGAAGUGCUCCACCAAAGGCCACCCUCGACCUGAAUACACCUGGACUUACCCCAACGCCCCAAAUAUCGUGGAGAUCAUUGAAGAUGGAGUGUCACUUUUGGUAAUCGAGAAUGUGACUUUGCACAACGCGGGCGUCUACACGUGUCACGCCAGGAAUGAGGCAGGGAAUACUUCUCGAAGUGCUACAGUCUCCAUAAAAGCUCCCCAAAGUUGUGGCCAGACAGAAUUGUUAUGUGGCUCUCUUUGUGUCCCGGAGAGUGCCAUUUGCAACGGAGUGGAAGACUGCCGGGACGGUUCGGACGAGACCUUGGACUUGUGUUCUCAAUCAGACAAUGUUAAUGUCGGAUGGACGACAGAAGCACGAGCAGGACCCCCCUUGUUUCCUCUCCGGUGGGAGGGGUGCGGAACAGCCGACCAUGUAGCCGUUAGCUUAGCCCUGACAGUUAGCUUCUUCCCCGGGAGAAGCCAACAGCUCACGCGGGUCGCCCGCCAAAGCCCCAGAGCCGCUCUGGCGAACCGAAGCCCGGAGAUGGAUGACUUAAAGUGGCUUCGUCUUAUGUCACUGUUUGUGACUUUAGAGCUGUCGCUUUCUAACGGGACGCAUUCGAGUACACCCAGUGAAUGCCCCGUAAGAAUACACCCCGAGACCCUGGUGCUGCAAUACAAAAGCCAAGGCCAGAAUGUGACAUGCACACCCACAUUCACUGGCUCCAAUGACAUAGAAGUACACUGGUUUGAUGGACACAACAACAACAGCACGACUUGGUCUGCUGACACCCACCAAGACUGGGACGCUAGUCCUGUCUGCUCUGCUGUGCGCCACGGGAAAAGAAUAUGCCAGAAACAUCUAAACUUCACUCUCUACAAAAUGCCAGACAGCGUCGUCAUCCGUUCCGAAGAGAACUCGAGUCUUCUGGAGGGUACAAUGUGGCAGCUGCAUUGUGACAUCAUCAGCGUGGCUCCCGUGCAAAACCUAGCUGUGCGCUGGUAUUACGGCAACGAAACAAUUGAGCCGGUGGUCAGAGGGCCGCUGAGGUUGGCCGACUGCCCAACAAACACGACAUGUGACAUCAGCGCUAUCAGAACGCCGGUGACCGUGUCAUCUAGCGCCAGCAUCCGUCUCAACAGAGACCUCAAGGGAGAAGAUUUGAGGUGCGAGGCGUAUUUGGACCUGGGAGCAGAGGGGCCACAGCCGCCUCCCUCCAUGAUGUCCCGUCCUGUCAGCAUCACCGUCUACUACAAACCAGUCAUCAACACCACAAAACUCCCUAUGGUUGUCCCGCUCUUUCGAGGUUAUCCUGAGGAGCUGGUCUGCGAAGCUGAUGGUCACCCACCUCCAGAUAUCGACUGGAUACACACUGCAGAUGCUCGUGUCUCAGGAGGCAACAUCACGGUUUCGGAGGGGGGGCUGUACAUCUGCAAGGCCUCCAAUUACUUGGCUGUGGCCCUCCAUGAGGUCGAAGUGAUUCCUAAAGAGGACUACCUGCCCCUCAUAGCCGGGUUAGUGGCAGUCACGGUGGUGAUCAUCUCCGCCAUCUUCGUCUUCAUCUACUCCAUCUACUACAAGAACACCAAGAUGCGGCGCUACAGCCUGAAAAACCCCAAACUCAGCACGCACAACGGCAACGUGGCCCACAACGGCUGGGACCUCCAGUUCCCCAUGACCAUACUCUCCUUAUUUGCGUAUGCAGCACAGACUGCAAGCGACUCUUGUCCAGUGGAAACGAGUCCAACCAAAGCGGUGGUGCCUUUCGGAGGCUCUUUCACCGCCACCUGUAAGGCCUUAUCCGACCAGGUGGAGGGUAUGGGCUGGGAGUCUUCCUACGGGGGUACAGGACUGCAGCAGGGAGUGACCAAUAUCACCUUGCAUGUUGAGUCCUUGAGAGACUGGAGAUUGAAUGCGGUGUGCUUCGCCAAUCUCAAAGAUGGCUCUCAGUGCACCCAACGGUUUCCCAUCACUACUUACAAAAUGCCUGACAGUGUGACCAUAGAUGGUUGGACAGAGAAUGAGCCGAAGAAGGAGGGCUUAACGUUCAUCCUAUAUUGUAAGGUCGUUCAAGUUGCACCUAUACGUGAAGUCAUGGUGGAAUGGUUCAAAGGAAAUAGGAGCAUCGGUUUGGCCGCACAAGGGAAGAUGGAGAACAAAGAGCCGAUCAAUGCUACAUUUGGCCAUGUUAUGACAGUCUUCAGAGAGGAUGACGGAACGCAAGUGUGGUGUGAAGCAAGGCUGGACUUUGGGCCAUCGGGGCCCGUACUUCCUGUUGUGUCUUCGGAGCCGCAGAAGCUGUUUGUGCUUUACCCGCCCACCUUCAACGAAACUCACACGAACCUGUCACUUCCCAUUGGAGGCAACAUGACUUUAAAUUGCAGCGCUUCUGGAAACCCGCCUCCGAGAUACAGCUGGACUCUCCCGGUCCCGUUGAAGUUGGAGACGGAAAAUCAACCCGUUUUGACCUCAUCCUUCCAGCAUCCCGGCACAUACCAGUGCACCGCCGCUAACUCCCUGGGCGCCACCACCAAAGUCUUCACUGUCAGCGAAGCUCCAACAGGGGAUUGGACGACCUUCGCAGCAGUGGUUGGAGUGUUUCUGGCCCUGGGAGUCCUUCUCGUCAUCGGCGGACUUUUAUUUGUCACUCCCCAAGGAACGUUUUCGUUUAACAAGGGCAGCUAUAGCAGGGGACAACCUACGUCAGUCAGCUGGGAUGAAGGGGCCCUUGUGUUGAACAAGCAUUGUUCCCUGCGGAGUUUGCCAAGCUUGUGCAACUUUGGAUUUUUCUUUCGCCGACGUUUCACCGCAGAAAUGGUGUUUGUGCCGUGGAUUCUGUGGACUAUGUGCAUGUUUUACUCAGCAUCAGGUGAUGGUUGCUCCUUAAUCCUCAAGCCCCCCAGGGUAGUGGUGGGCUUCGGGGAGCCGGUGUCGGUCAGCUGCGAGGCCACGCGGCCUGUGCGCGUUCUGGGAUGGGAGUCGGCCAUCAGCGCGGCGCACACUCAGCAGGGCCCGAGCGUCCAAUGGAAGGUGGACAGCCUCAUCGACUGGAUCGAGGAGCCCAUCUGUUACGGGGUGUUCUUCACGGCGCCUCGCCAGUGCGAGGAGAAGCUGAACCUCGUCCUCUACAAGAGUCCAGACAGCGUCACCAUCAGGACCGAGAAUCACACCGGACCCAUGGUGGAGGGCAAAGAGUACCACCUGCUCUGUGAGGUGCAGAACAUCGCUCCGGUUCAGUACCUCAACUUGAGGUGGUACAGGGGCCACACCCAGGUGUAUAACCGCUCCUUUUCUGACCUCACGUCUCCAUCGCCGGUGCAAGUGUCCUCCAUUUUGGUCAUCACGCCCGCCAAGGCCGAUAACGGCGCACGGUACAGCUGUGUAGCAGAGCUAGAACUCGGACCGGAGGGACCACAACCACCUCUGACUGUCACCUCGGAGACCCUGAUAGCAUCUGUGUAUUUUCCCCCAGUGUUCCAGAGUCCUGGACCAGAAAGUGUGGACAUUACAGAAGGUGCUGAAACGACACUGAACUGCACCGCCACAGGAAACCCGGCACCUCUCUACAGCUGGCACGCCUCCCAGCCCGUGCAUGAGCUGAGGGAGGAGAGCGAUGCCGUGCUCGCCUCCUCCUCCUUGCUGCCAGGAACCUACACCUGCACCGCCUCCAAUAAAUUAGGGAAGAAGAGCAAGCAUUUCACCGUCAAGGCCAAGGAGGUCUAAAGGCAUUUUGGUUUGCCUUCGGGUUUGAAACAAUCACCAGGACACAAUGUGGGGAGUUUUAAGACUCAAACAUGCAAUAUUUAUACUUCAUUUGUUACUAUUCUAACAUGAAUAGGGGUGUAGCAGUUACUCUAUUCUCUACAAUCACUUUAAAUAAAUGCCUCACCUCAAACAGGACAAAAAUGACAGGUGCUACCACUAGGGGGCAGUAAUUACCUUUUAAUAUAACCUUUACUAUGGCUGAUACAGCCACGUAUCCAUCUUUACCAAAACACACCGUCAACAUAGCAGACGUGGCAUCUGUAAAGCUGACAUUUACAAGACAAAGCCAUGUUUAGAUGCAGUGCAUUGGGG